Centrocercus urophasianus (Greater sage-grouse) is the source of this 1162-nucleotide messenger RNA. RefSeq names its product solute carrier family 25 member 34 (gene SLC25A34). Lineage: Eukaryota; Metazoa; Chordata; Aves; Galliformes; Phasianidae. The transcript has 5 exons. Bases 97 to 1113 code for a protein of 338 amino acids. The record is from RefSeq and is a predicted model, not a curated record.
UGGGCGGCGCUCAGUCGUCGUCCCCCCCCAACUCCUCGUGUCCGCAGGACGAGGAAGGCGGAGCGCGGGGCUACUGGCAGGGCGUGCAGGUGCUGCAUGGCGGCGGGCACCGGGGCCCUCGGGCCCUUCCCCGCCGCCGCGCUGCACGAUUUCCCCUACCCCCCCCAAACCGCGGCCCCCGUCUCCAACGGCCCCCCGGCGGGGGGGGUUCCUCCGGCCGCCGAUUUGGUGCUGGGAGCCGCGGCCGGCUGCAUGGCCUGCGUGCUCACCAACCCGCUGGAGGUGGUUAAGACGCGGCUGCAGCUGCAGGGCGAGCUGCGGGCUCCCGGCACCUAUCCCCGGCCGUACCGCGGCGUGCUGCGGGCGGUGGGAGCCGUGUGCCGUGCCGACGGGCUGCGGGGGCUGCAGAAGGGGCUGGCGGCGGGGCUGCUGUACCAGGGGCUGAUGAACGGCGUCCGCUUCUAUUGCUACUCCUGCGCGCUGGACGCCGGCUGGACCGGGUGGCCCGGGGGCACCGUGGUGGCCGGGGCGGUGGCCGGGGCGGUGGGAGCCUUCGUGGGCAGCCCCGCGUACCUGGUCAAGACCCACCUCCAGGCCCAGACGCUGUCAGCCAUGGCCGUGGGCCACCAGCACAACCACGAGAGCAUCUCGGACGCCUUCGGGAGCAUCUACCGGCAGCACGGCGUGGCAGGGCUGUGGCGUGGGGUGUCGGGCGCGGUGCCACGCGUGGCGGUGGGCUCGGCUGCACAGCUCGCCACCUUCGCCUCUGCCAAGGACUGGGUCUGCCAGCACCAGUGGUUCGGGGACGGCAGCUGGGCAGCGGUGCUGGCGGGCGGCAUGGUGAGCGGCGUGGCCGUGGCGGUGACGAUGACGCCGUUUGACGUGGUCAGCACUCGGCUCUACAACCAGCCCGUGGAGGCUGACGGCACGGGCAAGCUGUACCGCGGCUUCCUGGACUGCUUUGUGCAAAUCUCCAGCAAGGAGGGGCUGCUGGGGCUCUACAAGGGCAUCGGCGCCGUCUACCUGCGCCUGGGCCCCCACACCGUGCUCAGCCUUUUCUUCUGGGAUGAGCUCAGGAGGAUGGUGAGGCCGCAGCCGCCCCCGGGGCCGUAGGACCCCACGGAUACAAAUAAAGGGAUGUAUUUUUUUUUGUUUUGCUGGA